Molecule: messenger RNA, 1815 nt
Organism: Dioscorea cayenensis subsp. rotundata (Guinea yam)
Lineage: Eukaryota; Viridiplantae; Streptophyta; Magnoliopsida; Dioscoreales; Dioscoreaceae
Product: trimethyltridecatetraene synthase-like
Molecular function (GO): heme binding; oxidoreductase activity, acting on paired donors, with incorporation or reduction of molecular oxygen; monooxygenase activity
Source: RefSeq, a predicted model, not a curated record
UAUAUCCCCAUCUCCACUCUGAACUUCAAACUUCAAAGCAUAAAACAAACCUACACCUUCAUACAAUGGAAGCCUCACCAUUGAUAACCUACACCCUUAUCAUCCUAACAACCCUGACACUCAUCAUCAUCAAACUCUCCGGCAAACCUCGCCGGAAACUCAACCUCCCUCCAGGUCCCAAGCCAUGGCCAAUCAUCGGAAAUCUCAACCUCAUCGGUGAACUACCUCACCGUUCAAUCCACCAACUCUCCCAAACCUAUGGGCCCAUCAUGCAACUCAAGUUUGGAUCAUUCCCAGUAGUUGUAGGCUCUUCUGUUGACAUGGCCAAAGCCUUCUUAAAGACACAAGAUGUCACCUUCGCCUCCCGGCCAAAAACCGCCGCCGGAAAACACACAACGUAUAACUACUCCGACAUCACUUGGUCCCCUUACGGUCCAUACUGGCGCCAAGCUCGCAAGAUGUGCAUCAUGGAGCUCUUUAGUGCUAAAAGGUUGGACUCUUAUGAAUACAUAAGAAAUCAAGAACUGAAAAGCCUACUUCAUGAUCUUUAUGACAAGAGUCUUAUGGUUAUAAGUCUAAAAGAUCAUCUUUCUACAUUGAGUCUUAAUGUUAUUAGUAGGAUGGUUCUUGGGAGGAAGUACACUGAUGAUCAGGAGUCUGACAAUUCUAUUGUUACUCCUGAAGAGUUUAAGAAGAUGCUUGAUGAGUUGUUUCUUUUGAGUGGGGUUUUGAAUAUUGGGGACUCUAUUCCUUGGCUUGAUUUCUUGGAUUUGCAAGGGUAUGUAAAGAGGAUGAAGAAGUUGAGUAAGAAGUUUGAUAAAUUUCUUGAGCAUGUUUUGGAUGAGCAUAAUGAGAGGAUGGUGAGUGAAGGUGAGAAUUUUGUGGCUAAGGAUAUGGUUGAUGUUCUUCUUCAGCUUGCUGCUGAUCCUAAUCUGGAGGUCAAGCUUAGCAGAGAUGGUGUCAAGGCUUUCACUCAGGACUUGAUUGCCGGAGGAACAGAGAGUUCAGCCGUGACAGUAGAAUGGGCCAUGUCAGAGCUACUUAAACAACCACACAUUUUUGAAAAAGCAACAGAAGAAUUAGAUCAAGUCAUCGGAAAUGAUCGAUGGGUCGAUGAAAAAGACAUACCAAAUUUACCAUACAUAGAAGCCAUUGUAAAAGAAACAAUGCGAAUGCACCCGGUGGCACCAAUGCUCGUCCCGCGGCUCUCGCGGGAAGAUAGUACCAUCGAUGGCUAUGAUAUUCCGGCCGGCACUCGGAUCUUGGUUAAUGUUUGGACAAUUGGUCGUGAUCCGACUAUUUGGGAAGCUCCCAAUGAGUUCAAACCAGAGAGAUUCAUCGGUAAAGCUAUCGAUGUAAAAGGUAAUAAUUUUGAGUUACUACCUUUUGGUGCUGGUCGGAGGAUGUGUCCUGGUUAUAGUCUCGGACUCAAGGUCAUACAAGUGAGUCUGGCUAACCUGCUUCAUGGGUUCAAAUGGAAGUUACCUCAUGGGAUGAAGGCUGAGGAUUUGAACAUGGAUGAGAUCUUUGGCCUUUCUACACCUCGCAAGGUCCUUCUUGAGGUUGUGCUUGAACCACGUCUUCCUUCCCAUGUUUACAAUGUUUGAUGUUGUUUGCUUAUCAUUAUCUUAAGUUGUGAUGUUUAUGUUUGAGGUUGUGGGAAAAAUAAGACAUUGUUAAUUGUGUGUUUUUAUUAGUGCUUAGAUGAAUUGAUCUAAGGUUGUAUGAAAGGUUUUACUACUAGGUUUUACUCAUAUAUGUAAUAUUAACUACUUGCUGUUUAAAUGAAUAAAAGAGUCUUUCUUACUUUUUCAA